Molecule: messenger RNA, 1779 nt
Organism: Protopterus annectens (West African lungfish)
Lineage: Eukaryota; Metazoa; Chordata; Ceratodontiformes; Protopteridae
Gene: MAOB
Product: monoamine oxidase B
Exons: 14
Molecular function (GO): oxidoreductase activity
Source: RefSeq, a predicted model, not a curated record
CUUAAACCAUUUUUAUUGUUUUUAGGCCUAUCUGCUGCUAAGCUGCUGGUAGAAUCUGGACAGAAUGUAGUGGUACUGGAAGCACGUAACAGAGUGGGAGGAAGGACAUUUACCUCCAGGAAUGCAAAAGUAAAAUGGGUGGAUCUUGGUGGAGCAUAUGUUGGACCAACCCAAAACCGUGUCCUCCGUCUAUCCAAAGAACUAGGUAUCUCAACCUACAAAGUGAAUGAAGUUGAACGCCUUGUUCAUUAUGUGAAGGGAAAAUCCUAUCCAUUCAGAGGUGCAUUUCCUCCUGUGUGGAACCCACUCACCUACCUGGAUUACAACAAUUUAUGGAGAACAAUGGAUGAAAUGGGAAAAGAGAUCCCUAGAGAAGCCCCAUGGAAGGCACCUCAUGCUGAAGAGUGGGACAGAAUGUCAAUGAAAGAGCUCAUCGACAACAUUUGCUGGACAAAGGCAUGUAAACGGUUUGCUACUUUGUUUGUGAACGUAAAUGUCACUGCAGAGCCACACGAAGUCUCAGCCCUCUGGUUUCUCUGGUAUGUCAAACAGUGUGGAGGAACAGUUCGAAUCUUCUCAACUACAAAUGGAGGACAGGAAAGAAAGUUUCUUGGUGGUUCAGGCCAGAUUAGUGAAAAGAUCAUGGAGCGUCUUGGUGAUAGAGUAAAAUUGGAGAGACCUGUGUUUCGCAUCGACCAAUCAGAGUCUGUGAAAGUAGAGACAUUAAACCAUGAGACAUAUGAGGCUAAAUAUGUCAUUAGUGCCAUUCCUCCCAGUCUUGGAAUCAAAAUCCACUAUAACCCACCACUACCACCAAUAAGGAACCAACUUAUACAUCGUAUCCCACUGGGAUCUGUCAUCAAGUGCAUGGUGUACUACAAGGAAGCCUUCUGGAGGAAAAUGGAUCUAUGUGGUACAAUGGUUAUUGAAGAAGAAAAUUCACCCAUAGGCCUGACACUGGAUGACACCAAGCCUGAUGGAACUGUACCAGCAAUUAUGGGUUUUAUUCUGGCUCGCAAAGCCCGAAAAUUAGCCCAUCUCUCAAAAGAUGAAAGGAAACAAAGAAUCUGUGAAAUUUAUGCCAAGGUCCUGGGUACAGAUGAAGCCUUGCAUCCUGUGCAUUAUGAAGAAAAAAACUGGUGUGAGGAAGAAUAUUCCGGUGGGUGCUAUACUGUAUACUUCCCUCCAGGCAUAAUGACUCAAUUUGGAAAAAUAAUCCGACAGCCUGUUGGAAGAAUUUUUUUUGCUGGCACUGAGACUGCAACUGAGUGGAGUGGGUACAUGGAAGGUGCUGUUCAGGCUGGAGAAAGAGCAGCCAGAGAGAUUCUUUGCGAGAUGGGGAAGAUUUCGGAAGCUGACAUCUGGAAGCUGGAGCCAGAAUCUAUGGAUGUUCCAGCCUUUCCAAUUACUACUACUUUUUGGGAAAGAAAUCUGCCAUCUGUGCCUGGACUUUUGAAACUGACUUUUGUUUCUACAUUAUUUUCUGUAACGGCUGCUGGGUUGUUUGCUUAUAAAAAGGGACUGUUACCAUGGAAAUGAAGACCAGGGUUAUCGUAAGAAGAAAAUCUUCUAAAAUAAACAUAGUUUGUCGUUUCCAGGCUUGUUGCUUCCCAUAUGUCAAGCUUUCGUACAAGCUGAUUAAUACAUCUGGAGACAAUAAACAGCACCAAAUUAACACAAUUUUAUAAUUCCUUUGUUCGGGUAUCCAGUUUCCAUAUACCAAAAGUGAAAUUAAUUUUAAUUAAAUCUUUUGUUUAAUUACAUCAUUUUAACAAAUGA